This is a messenger RNA of Anopheles merus, 1547 nucleotides long. It is a transcript of the gene Ccs, whose product is annotated as copper chaperone for superoxide dismutase. Gene Ontology annotation, biological process: removal of superoxide radicals. Bases 425 to 1186 code for a protein of 253 amino acids. NCBI's taxonomy places the organism in Eukaryota, Metazoa, Arthropoda, Insecta, Diptera, Culicidae. The transcript has 3 exons. The record is from RefSeq and is a predicted model, not a curated record. Gene Ontology annotation, molecular function: copper ion binding.
UCUACGAGGGGCAUCGCUGCGAUGUUGUUUUCGGCCGGAAGCUCUUCCCGGAGCACUGUCGCGUACCCCUCCGCUACAGCAGCACACUUCAACCGGUCCAAGUUGAGCCUUGUGUUGGGAUGACUCCGUUGGUUGUUCACCACGGAGAGUUUCUGGCGCACUGAUGAACAUAUUACGCUUUUUGGGUUGAUUUUUGAAAACAAAAAUGUAUCGCAACAAAGUUUGUUUACGAUUUUUUCGCACUUCAACAGCUCUUGACAACACGCGAGAAAGAGAGGGAAUGUGAACGGACGACGUCUGACAGCGAAUGGCCGUCUGACGCACCAACACACAUCUAAACCUUUGACAGCCCGCUCAGGUGAGGGGUAGGAAGCAGUGCUAGGAACUGCAUCGACUCGACAAAUUUGCUGUAGGGCGGAAGGAGAUGAUUAUCGACUUUUUACGUGACUUGAUAUUUAAGCAGCAAAAAAUGACUGACCGCGGCAGCAUACAGAUGGAGUUUGCAGUGCAAAUCCGUGGAGUGGACUGUGUGACCGAUGUAAACAAAGCGCUAUCCGACGCCGGUACCGUAACCAUCGACGCGGAUAAAGGUAGCGUGCUGAUAGAAACAUCCCUUCCAUGGCUCGACAUUCACAAGCGCAUUGAGGCAACGGGACGACGAGCGGUGCUGACAGGGUUCGGAGGACAAUCUGCGGUGGCGAUGGUAGAUCACGGCAACGAAUCGACCAACGUGCGGGGUGUGAUACGGUUCUGCACCCUGUCGAGUACGCCCGGUCAAAAGGGUGCCGUCGUGGACGGUACGAUCGAUGGACUUUCGCACAGCGGCACCUUUCAGCUGAAUGUCCACGAAUGUGGUGACAUCUCUGCUGGCUGCAGCUCGGUAGGCGAUCUGUACGAUUCCAGUCCGAUCCGAUCGGAUGAGAAUGGGCGUGCGACGAUACGAUUCGUGAACGACCGGCUCGACGUGAACGAUCUGAUCGGCCGGUCCGUUGUGAUCACACAGCCAGCCGAGGCUGGUGCGCAGGAGGAGCGACGGCUGAGCUGCGGCAUCAUUGCCCGAUCGGCGGGCAUUUUUCAAAAUUACAAAAAAAUCUGCGCCUGUGACGGGGUAACCAUCUGGGACGAACGGAACAAAUCGAUUGCGGCGGAUCGGGACCGGGAAGCGGCACCGACGGCUAGCCUGUAAACUUUAGAAGGGAAGUGAAGCUGUUACAAAUUCCAUGGAAAUAAUGUCCCUAUAGGGUAUAGGGCCUGCUCUUGACCACAUGCGGAAAAGGAAUACAAUUCCAAAACAGAGAGAUUGUCGCUGUGGCGCUUUUAAGUUAGGUGUACAGGAAGGUGUGGGGAUUGGGUGUGUUGCUUAACCAAAAUAAAUAGCCGGCAGUUUUUGGAGGCUCAAAACAUUUCAAUGCGUGAUCGACAAAACUGAUAUUUUUGAAUUGAAAUUAGCACAAUGGGCAAUGGACAAUCCACACAAUCAUCAGGUGCAUGUACGGUGUACGUAAAAAAAAUAAAAUCCGAGUUCCGAUCAAAUCUCUCUAUCAACA